GUCGAUUUCCUUCAGUUUAUCUUUCGAGUGCCCCCGGAGGUGGUUUUCGUGCUUCUCGUUCCUCGGUACACCAUCACCAGUUUGAGUUCACCGCUUUGCUUGCUUGCGUUGUGUUCGUGACGCUUGUUUGCUCCCUUCCAGUUACACUUCUGUCUUCAUAUAUUCAUUUCUUCCUUUUUAUUGCCGUUCGUCACUCUGUCGGUUUCCUUGGCGGCGCACUAUCCAGGGUUUUUGUUUUCCGACACUCAACCGUUUGUAAGAGACGCUCAGGAGUUUGUGGACUUGGGUGGCGUAGAGCUAGUCUUCGUCAGUUGGUAGUGAAUGAGCGUUGAUCAGUUAGUCUACUUCCCUGGGAGUGGGCGGCGGAAACACUUUGCGAUUCUCGAGGUUGGGAUUAGAAUGUGGAGCACAGCUGGUUGGUUUUAGGAUUCACUAGUUUCAUACAAUAGCGAAACAUUUGCAGGGUAGGGAGGAAUACGUGAUUUUCUUCAGCUAGUUUUUCCUGAUAUGAUUUGUAGACGGGCCGCUAAGUUCGUCCGUGACGGUGAGGACAAAACUGUAGACAGAUUAGGCGGACGAUUCUUGCACUGGAUUCAAGGUCUCGCAAUUUGCAUUGCAGUCCAGAUUUUCAGGCAAUCUUCCUAGGGAGCAAAAGUAUACCCAGCUGGUGAAUCCUUGAGAAGCAAUGACGUUGCAGCAGUGGAUUCCUUAGCUAACGCCGCACAGGAACUAACAAGUAAACCUGGAUACUUCGACUGAUUUAAAGUGACAAGGAUAACCAGGUCGGGCCAAAGGAUUGGUUCAAAAUGCCUCACGGGGAUCUCCAUGUGUACCUGGAAGGCGCUCUUAACAUCAAGAAUACCGCCUUCUUAGGCAAUAGCAGCCCGUAUUGCAUUCUCACAGUCGGCAAUCAGUCAUUCCAGUCUCAUGUCGCUAAAGAUGGAGGAAGUAGGCCCUACUGGAACCAGACAUUCGAAUUCAAAAUUGACAGCAGCACAAAUACAAUGGGGAUUCAAAUUAAGGCGAGGCAUGCCAUGAGGGAUGAUGAUAUAGUUGGGGAGACCUCUCUUCAAUUUGUUGAAGUGUUUCGAAAAGUUCAUAGCAUCCCUACCUCUCCAUAUACUGUGUAUCGUAGUGGGAGAAGCUACGGCGAGAUCAGGAUUGGGUUAACCUUUUACGCCAAAAAGAAACCAACGUCUCAACAUCCAAAUCCACAUCAACCUUCUAACCAAAGGCCGCGUGGCCCGUCCAAUUUAAGCCCUAUUCCAAGUUGGGGACAUGGAUCGGAUUAUGAGGGCACCGAUGACAAUUCGUCUAGGGACGGCUCCAGCCGCAGGCGAGACUCAGUUGAUGCCUACAACGACACUCCAUCGCCACAGAGAGCUUUUCCACCAUCUUAUGAUAACGAGACGCGCCGCAGAAAUUCAUAUCCCAUAGAGGCCAAUCAGCCGCCUCCUCAGCCCAUCCAGCAACAGGAUCCUCGAAAUCACCAUACACGUUCACAGUCAGGAGAUGGUUCAAGCCAUGGAGGGCGUAAAGCACAAACUCCUGCUAAUGGUCGCGGUGCCCCUCCAAAUGGUUCUGCAGGCCGUCCGGUAUUUCCUGCGAGCAUGCGGCCUCCACCACGUGCUGAUAAGGAGAUUUCUGUGGAAGCCAGUCACGUUAACACUGCAGGUCAAAUAAAUCCCUUGAUGACCUCUCGGACUCGGCCUCCACCAGAUUACUCUUUUGCAGAUGUUGCUUCUCCUUCUUCGGGCAGGUAUGACUUGCCGCAGAUCCCCACCAUUUCGGAAAUUUAUAACGCUGUCCCAAUCACAAGUCCCGCGGGGGAACCCGAGCUGUCUGCGGUCCCUGUAGCAGCUCAGGCUAAUGAUGCAGCGAAAAUUGGUCCACUAAUUUCUGAAGAUAAGCCUUUGUAUGUAAGGAGAGGUCGUAGUCAAGGUGGGUCUGGAUAUUUAUCACCAUUAUCCGAAUCGCCUUCACCUGGACAAUCUCAAAGGAGGGAGGAUUCGGACGCUGAAUCAGAGGGUUCUCGUCACUCGGGACGAUCGAGAUUCUCCAGAUCUCGGGAACAGAGCAGGUCAGGCGAAAUGGCUGUCAAGGAUUCGCGCAAAUCUGACUCAGAGGGUUCUCAGUACACCGCAAGACCAGGCCUAGGUAGCUAUGAAAAUGGCAACCAAGGUCCUGUUUACCAGCAAGUCCCUGUGAAUCCCGGCAUUAGAAGACCAAUUGCGGGACCGUCCAUAGACAGCCGCAAUAUAAAUGAUGGUCCAAGACCUAGAUUUCCAGGAGCACAAGGGAAUAUGCUCCCCACAGCACAACCGGUGGGUGCACCAGGUGUACACGAUAUGAAGAAUCGGUACUUAACUGCUUCGCCAGAAGAGAUGCUUCAAGGAGGUCCUGUCCAGUUCAGGCCUCCACACCUCCAGCCUCGUAUGCAACCGGGUCCAAAUCCUCGACCAAUGCAGACCAUCCUGCCGUAUCCACCUAGGAAUCCUCGGUAUCCUCGGCCUGUAGGGCUUAACCAACCAAGCAACUUUGCAUCGCAAGGACAAGCUCCCUUACAAAUGCGGCCUGCGAUUCAGCGUCCAACUGGACAAGUUCCCCUUGCUGGAGAGCCGCUGAGUAAAGAAGCACUUCUAGCAGCUCAGUACGGGAGGAAUGUACGUGGCGAUCCUUUACUGCCUCAAAGCUUGGAAGGGGUCUCACCAGCAUUAGCACCUCCCAGAAUGACUAAUGAAGUUGGAUUUGGACCGCAUGGUUCGCAGGAUUCGGAUUCUGCUACGGAAUCAGAAAGCUCGAAGAAAUCCAAGAGGUCUACGGUAUCUAAAGACUCAGUCAAGUCAGGGACGUCGAGUGUGUCCGCUCGUGGUCCUCGUCCAAGGUCUUAUCAACCAAGUCCUCUUGCACCUCACAAAUAUGUCCCAAAACGCGCCGUACAAGCUCGGCAAGAACCUUUACCAGGUCGCCAACAUAUGUCACCACCGGAAUUUGUGCCAGAUGAAGGAGACAGCAGCAGUGAGGAAGAGGACGAUGCUCCAGUUGGUCCUCAAAGUGUCCCACGAGGUGCUCCACAACCUAGUUUCCAGAGUGCUCCACGAGAUGCUCCACAAUCUGCAUCUGCUGCAGACAAUCGAGACAAUGCAGACAAUGGAGACAAUGGAGAUAAUGAUGGAGGUUACUCAUUGAGCCUUAAUAUUCAAUUUGGAGGUAGUGAAGACAGUAAUCAGGAUUCCUCAGUUGUGCAAAAAGCAGACACUUCUAUACAACAAGAAGUAACAGUGGAGCGAACAGUGGAGCAGACUGUUACGGUUGAACGAAGUGUUUCUGUUGAGCAGUCUGUUUCCGUUGAACAAUCUGUUUCAAUUGAGCAGAGUGUUUCCGUUGAGGUGGAGGCUUCGUACAAAGAAAGUGUUGAAGUUGAGACUUCUUACCAGCAGAGUGUUGAGGUUGAGACCUCGUACGAACAAAACGUUUCAUAUGAGCAAAGUGUUGAAGUGAAUACACAAAUCGAGGCUUCGUAUGAGCAAGAGUAUGAAGCCAAGGUGUCGUACGAGGAAAACCAUCAAGUGGAAGCUUCUUAUGAGGAAAACUAUGAAGCAGAGGCAUCGUACGAGGAAAACCAUGAAGUCGAAGCUUCUUAUGAGGAAAACUAUGAAGCAGAGGCAUCAUACGAGGAAAAUCAUGAAGUCGAAGCUUGUUAUGAGGAAAACUAUGAAGCAGAUGCAUCAUACGAGGAAAAUCAUGAAGUGAAAGCUUCUUAUGAGGAAAACUAUGAAGCAGAGGCAUCAUACGAGGAAAAUUAUGAAGUGGAAGCUUCUUAUGAGGAAAACUAUGAAGCAGAGGCAUCAUACGAGGAAAAUCAUGAAGUCGAAGCUUGUUAUGAGGAAAACUAUGAAGCAGAUGCAUCAUACGAGGAAAAUCAUGAAGUCGAAGCUUCUUAUGAGGAAAACUAUGAAGCAGAGGCAUCAUACGAGGAAAAUUAUGAAGUGGAAGCUUCUUAUGAGGAAAACUAUGAAGCAGAGGCAUCAUACGAGGAUAACCAUGAAGUCGAAGCUUGUUAUGAGGAAAACUAUGAAGCAGAGGCAUCAUACGAGGAAAAUCAUGAAGUCGAAGCUUGUUAUGAGGAAAACUAUGAAGCAGAGGCAUCAUACGAGGAAAAUUAUGAAGUGGAAGCUUCUUAUGAGGAAAACUAUGAAGCAGAGGCAUCAUACGAGGAAAAUUAUGAAGUGGAAGCUUCUUAUGAGGAAAACUAUGAAGCAGAGGCAUCAUACGAGGAAAAUUAUGAAGUGGAAGCUUGUUAUGAGGAAAACUAUGAAGCAGAGGCAUCAUACGAGGAAAAUUAUGAAGUGGACGCUUCUCAUGAGGAAAACUAUGAAGCAGAGGCAUCAUACGAGGGAAAUUAUGAAGUGGAAGCUUCUUAUGUGGAAAACUAUGAAGCAGAGGCAUCGUACGAGAAAAAUCAUGAAGUCGAAGCUUCUUACGAGGAAAAUUAUGAAGCAAAGGCAUCAUACGAAGAGAAUACUGCAUUGCAGUCUUCGUACGAAGAGGAAUAUGAGACAAAGACUUCAUACGAACAGGAAUAUGAAGCGAAUGUAUCCUAUGAAGAGGAGGUCCAAUUGGAGACUUCUUAUGAGGAGAAGUAUGAAGCAGAGGUCUCUUAUUCGGAGACUGUAGAAAGGGAGGUCUCUAACGAAGAAACUGUGAACACGUCUUAUGAAGAAAAUAUUUCUUACGAAGAAACUCAAAAUGUUGAGAUUUCAUAUGAGGAGAAUAAUAAUGUAAAUACUUCCUAUGAAGAGACCAUUACUGUAACGGAGACUGUGACUUAUCAAGAGACUCUGACGACAGAUUCUAACGUCGAUAAAGUGGAUUCUGGGAAUGCAAGCAAUGAAGCAGCGGUGGGCGGUUUUGGAUUUGGACUAUCAUUGGAAUUUGCAAGCAGCUCCCAGGGGGCAGAUAACACCAAUCCUGGCAGAGUUCAAGAUUUUGAAGAAGACACUACGCAGAUGGUAGAAGCUACCAGGGAUUGUGCUGCCGAUGAUGGCAGAGGUCAAAUCGUAGAAGCGAAAAAUCAUAGAAGCUCGAAGAAAAAGUCCACGAAGUCUAGUUCAAGUUCCAGUUCCUCGAGCUCAGAUUCUGAUAGCGAAAGCGACGAUGACAAAAAUUCUCGGCGGGUGAAGGGUUCUCAACCCCCCAGUGGUCAGGAUGAUCUCUAUCUUAGUCCUCCCAGGUAUAUUCGAACAGGACCGGGUAGUAGCAGGGUUCCCCAACCCCAUUAUCCACCGCCAAAUGUAGGGGUUUCACAAAGUGACCGUAUUGGCAACUGGCUCGAGGAGGUCACCUAUGCGGAGCCAGUGCCUUUCGAUGAAGACGUGACAUACCACGCUCAGCCGGUAAAUAUGCCACCUCCCGCAAGAACUGAUCGAAGACCAGCACCAGGAAGGCCACAACCUGCCGCUUACGACACCACUUAUGCACCCUCGUCAGGGUAUGAUGAGUAUGAAGAACCCAUUCCAUACGAAACGCAUGACCAAUUCAGUUAUGAUCCACAACCAGUGUACAGAGGUGCAGUGUCAGGCAAUUCCCAAGGUUACAAUCUCCCAAAAGGAAGUGCGGGACAGCAGUACAACCAACCUCACCAGGCCGUGCCUGUAGUCCCGGCUGGGCAGGUACCCAUUACCAAAAAAGUGGGAAAGACCGUUUCAAACGCAAUGCAGGGCAUCUAUAAGACUAUGAAACAGUAUGGGAACACUCUACAACCCCUUGUGGCGCCUAUAGGCUUAGCCAUGGCAGACGAGGCAAGGAGGGAAACUAUGCAAUUGGUUGGUCCAGCUGGUAGAGGACAAGAUCCAGUUACAGGAGCUUUAAUUGCUGGAAUAGCUUCCAGUCUGCAGGGGGGUGCUCAAGGGCGAGGUCGCGGUCAAAUUGGGCCCGGGCGAGGAAGAGGAAGAGCCCAAGGCCCUCCGCCCUCUGGUAUGGGUCGUGCACGCGGAAGAGGGCCUUCGAGGCCGAUGGGUGGUGGUCCUCCAAGAGGACCUCCAGGCCUGGCCGGACCACCUCGAGGACCUCCGGGCCCUCCCAGAGGACCACGCCCUACGGGGAUGUGUCCUCGAGGUCCUCUCCCCAUGGGAGGACCUCCUCGCGGACCACCCAUGGGAGGAGGCCCCCCGCGACGUCCCCCACCUCCUGGCAUGAGAGGUCCACCUCGGCCAGAAGUAUACUGAAGCGACACGACUGCAGCCUAGACACGCGCACAAAUUCUCCACCCAAAGCGAAGAGAGUAAGAUUUUGGUUGAGAUUGCAUUGAAUCCUGCAGUCCAUUGUCGAUCUUCUGCUUUUAAGACUGCCCGAGGAGAAGGGAACCUCUGCAUGGAGAAGUCGAUGCAUCCUCCACCGAGUCAUGCCCGACGGUUCCGAAAUGCAGAACCAUGUUGGGCUGAAGCUCAAGUACAAGCAUAGACAAAACUGGCCGGAGAUCUUCACUUCAAUGGAUACACUUAGCUAAUGAGAGGUUCACUAGAUCCGUGGAAGGAGAGCAACAUCAGGUCUUCCUCGCUUUUCGUGUCGCCGUUCAUCCUGAGAUAUACACCGGCAUUUGGGCGUCGAGUACCGUAAAUUUCUACCGUGUAGAUGUGUCUGUGAACUGGUGGGUGGAAACCUCAAUUAUUAUCGACAUGGAACUACUCUUGUUGCUGCUUCAACUACUGUAAAAUUUAUCUCGACACUUCAUCUUUUAACACUUUGUUAGCACAUUCUAGGCUAAAACAGCAUACACAACUAGUCUGCCACCAAAUGGCAUAACUAGGUAAUAAAAAUUAUUACGUAGACAAAAAAAAAAUUAUUGCCAAAAUUUUAAUUUUUCAUUUAAA
Molecule: messenger RNA, 6872 nt
Organism: Physcomitrium patens
Lineage: Eukaryota; Viridiplantae; Streptophyta; Bryopsida; Funariales; Funariaceae
Source: RefSeq, a predicted model, not a curated record